This is a messenger RNA of Achroia grisella, 1080 nucleotides long. RefSeq names its product acyl-protein thioesterase 1 (gene Apt1). Gene Ontology annotation, biological process: protein depalmitoylation. NCBI's taxonomy places the organism in Eukaryota, Metazoa, Arthropoda, Insecta, Lepidoptera, Pyralidae. The transcript has 6 exons. The record is from RefSeq and is a predicted model, not a curated record. Gene Ontology annotation, molecular function: palmitoyl-(protein) hydrolase activity; carboxylic ester hydrolase activity. Gene Ontology annotation, cellular component: cytoplasm. The coding region runs from base 139 to 801 and encodes 220 amino acids.
UGGCAACUCCGAUAGUGUCGAAGUACAUAUAGUCAAUUUUUUCUCACUUAUCACUUUUUAUUAUUAAAAAAUACUAAACAUAGUUCUGAACUACAGCAAUAAAUUAUUGUAUUUUAUUCCUAAUAUUUUUAUCAAAUAAUGGAACCAAAUCCUGUAAUUAUUGCUGCCACUGCGAAACAAACUGCAUCUCUUAUAUUUUUACAUGGUUUGGGUGAUACAGGACAUGGCUGGGCAAGCACAAUUGCUGCAAUCAGGGGUCCUCAUGUUAAGGUGAUCUGCCCUACAGCAGCCACUAUACCAGUUACACUUAAUGCUGGGUUCCGUAUGCCAUCAUGGUUUGAUUUAAGGACCCUAGAUGCCACAGCUCCGGAAGAUGAAGAAGGAAUUUUAAGAGCUACUAGUCUUGUACAUGGACUAAUUUCGGAUGAAGUCAAGGCUGGUAUACCGGCUAACAGAGUGCUGCUGGGUGGUUUCUCGCAGGGAGGAGCAUUAGCUCUUCAUGCUGCCUUGACUUACUCUCAACCUUUAGGAGGUGUCAUGUCACUAUCAUGUUGGUUGCCUAGACAUGCUCAUUUUCCUGAUGCAGUUAAAGCACCCUUGGAUUUACCGAUUUUCCAAGCGCAUGGAGACUGUGAUCCAGUAGUACCCUUCAAAUGGGGUCAGAUGACGGCAUCAUUCCUGAAAACAUUUAUGAAGAAUAUUGACUUCACUACGUAUCAAGGUUUAUCACACAGCUCAUCAGAGGCAGAAUUAAAAGAUAUGAAGGCAUUUAUAGAAAGAACAUUGCCUGCAGUAAAAUGAAAUUAUUUUAAAAGAUCCCAUUAAUAUAUUUACAAUUAUAUAGAAUAUACUUUCUUUAACCAUAGACUAUUUUAUGCACUUACUACACGCAAAUUAAAUUACAAAAACACUAAUGCCGAUUACAUAAUCCUGUUAUUUAUUCAAACUACUCAUAUAAGUAGUAUCUAAGUAAGUAGUAAGUAAGUACCUAUUUAUUUUCUUAGGUGUCUGUUACACGACGUUGUUAAAACUAAAAUGUAGAAACUGAUAAAGUACAUAAAUAAAGUAAUUAAACAUUUU